AUUUACAAUACUGAAUGCUAACUUCAAACACUGUGUGUGCUGGUGUUUCAGGGGGCCAUAAACACAUGAACUACGAAGAACGGCCAGCAUACCUUGAACUGCGGAUUUACUGGAACAGUAAGCACCGCUACCAGAAAGAAUGAAUUGUGAAAACUUUUCAGUAAGUGAGAAGAUUGUCUCUUCAUCAUACAUAAGGCAGGGCGCUCAAGCACGUCGCACCCAUGAGCAACUCAUCCGGCUGCUCUUAGAAAAGGGUAAAUGUCCUGAAGAUGGCUGGGAUGAAAGUACUAUUGAGCUGUUUCUCAGUGAGCUGGCUGUCAUGGAUAGCAACAACUUUCUGGGAAACUGCGGUGUCGGAGAGAGAGAAGGAAGAGUAGCCUCCAGUCUUGUGGCCAGGAGGCAUUACAGACUCAUACAUGGAAUUGGACGAUCGGGGGAUAUUGCUGCGGUUCAGCCUAAAGCUGCUGGUUCCAGCCUGCUCAACAAGCUCACGAAUGCAGUAGUGCUUGAUAUUCUAAAGGCAGCAGGUGUCCGAACUGUUUCCAGCUGCUUUGUGGUUCCAAUGGCCACUGGAAUGAGCCUAACCCUUUGUUUCCUGACAUUAAGACAUAGAAGACCAAAAGCAAAGUACAUCCUCUGGCCCAGGAUUGACCAGAAGUCAUGUUUUAAAUCUAUGAUAACUGCAGGGUUUGAACCAGUGAUUGUGGAGAGCUUGCUGGAAGGAGAUGAAUUGCGGACAGACCUGCAGACUGUGGAGAGCAAGAUAAAGGAGCUAGGCCCGGAGAACAUUGUGUGUGUUCACUCCACCACCUCCUGCUUUGCUCCCAGAGUCCCUGACAGACUGGUGGAACUGGCCCAGAUGUGUGCAAAGUAUGACAUUCCCCACAUAGUCAACAAUGCCUAUGGAGUUCAGUCCUCUAAAUGCAUGCACCUUAUUCAGCAGGGUGCUCGGGUUGGAAGAAUAGAUGCAUUCGUCCAGAGCCUCGACAAAAAUUUCAUGGUGCCAGUAGGUGGCGCCAUUAUUGCUGGUUUUAAUGAAUCCUUCAUACAGGAAAUCAGCAGGAUGUACCCAGGUCGAGCGUCAGCUUCCCCCUCACUGGAUGUUCUCAUCACCCUUCUCUCCCUGGGAACAAACGGCUACAAGCAGCUUCUAAAGGAACGAAAGGAAAUGUAUACCUACCUAGCAGAGGAACUGAAAAAACUAGCAGAAGCUCAUGGAGAAAGGCUGUUGGAAACAUCUCAUAAUCCAAUAUCUUUGGCCAUGUCACUAGGUGACCUUGAGAAACACAACACCAAAGCUGUGACACAGCUGGGAUCCAUGCUGUUUACCAGACAAGUGUCAGGAGCGAGGGUGGUUCCACUAGGAACGAAACAAACUGUGAGUGGUUACACUUUCCAAGGCUUUAUGUCUCACACCAAUGAGUACCCCUGUCCUUACCUCAAUGCUGCAUCUGCCAUCGGAAUCACCAGACAGGAUGUGGACCUGUGCAUCAAAAGACUGGAUAAGUGCCUUAAGACCUUCAAGAGAGAGAAGGUUGACCAGAGCAACAGACUGGAAUCUGAGUAUGGGAAUCCAGCUACAGCCAGCGAGGAGGAUGUCAGUGAGUUAGCAGAGAGGUUCCAAGAGGAAGCUUGCCUUGGACUGAAGAAGUUAUGAUCUGUGUGUUUGAGGUUUCACGGUUUAAGUUAAUUUACUAAUACAUAAAAAAUAAUUUCAUUAAAAGAAAAAAUGGAAUAAUGCCAUACAUUUACUGUUGUACCAUUCCAAGUGUCCAAAAUGAUUGUAUUCAUUUAUAUGGAUACCAGCUUAAUGAGGUUUUCCUAGUGUAUGUAAAUUUAAAAUAUCUAUUCAACAAACCAGACCAUGCCAGUGGCUUAAAAAGGGCACAUUUGCCUUUUAAUAAUUUAAUAUGGAAUCUUGCAUGAAACGGCACCCAAUCAUCAAAACUCAACAGCAGAAUUCAAGGGUCACAAGGAGUGCUGAUAAACAAUAGUCUGUGUGGCAUGUUGAUAGUCAUGGACUGCUGUCAGUGUCAACCUGUCCAAAGAAUUAACAGAGUCCUGCAGUCAAACAUGCAUCGAGUCUUCAAGAGGUUUGAAGUAUCUGGGACCAUUCAGCUGCGUACACAUACAAUCAUUGGGCAGAUUAAGAGGGAAUGGGUGACCAACCUGUUUAUUAAAGGUUUUUGUAUAUUUCCUUAGCGCAUUAACAUGGAUCUUUUCCAAAAGCUUGUCUACUUUGAUGGGAUGGACAUUGGUAUGAUUUGCAGUUCAUACAUUUAAGAAUCAAUGUUCAUUAAAAAUGCACAAGAUAUUAUCCAGGAAAACAAUCCAUGAUACCACUU
Polyodon spathula (Mississippi paddlefish) is the source of this 2345-nucleotide messenger RNA. RefSeq names its product O-phosphoseryl-tRNA(Sec) selenium transferase-like. Gene Ontology annotation, molecular function: tRNA binding; O-phosphoseryl-tRNA(Sec) selenium transferase activity. The record is from RefSeq and is a predicted model, not a curated record. Lineage: Eukaryota; Metazoa; Chordata; Actinopteri; Acipenseriformes; Polyodontidae. Gene Ontology annotation, biological process: conversion of seryl-tRNAsec to selenocys-tRNAsec; selenocysteine incorporation. The transcript has 12 exons. The coding region runs from base 140 to 1657 and encodes 505 amino acids.